Adineta ricciae is the source of this 1284-nucleotide messenger RNA. Lineage: Eukaryota; Metazoa; Rotifera; Eurotatoria; Adinetida; Adinetidae. The record is from the annotation of a GenBank genome assembly.
AUGGCGCAAGAAGAAAACUUACAUCAACGCUCGGAUUUUGUGCAAAUCAAUGAACCAAAUGAAAAAACUCCAAUAAUUAUAUAUGCUCAUCAACUCAACCAAUACUAUCAUACACUUUUAGGAAAUCCUUUUCAACGCUUGAAAUAUUUCAAUCCUGUCACAGAACAAUAUGACUUUCAUCGAACACCUGGAAUAAUCAACUACAUAAUUACCUAUUAUCUUUAUCAAGGAUGUUUAUCGACAGAGAUCUACUAUCCACCCGAAAUUCUCUACGAUGAACUCGUAUUUUUUGGUUUUAACAUACAAAUGGUAUAUGAUAUCAUUUCAAAUCUGAUCACCGUUGAAUAUUAUAUACCUUCUGGAAAAUAUCGUCGAGCAUUUUGGGCGACAUUCGCAAGUGAUAUCUCGAGGAAAAGCUUCUAUUUAACAAGAAUUACCAGUGGACUGAUAACGAUUUCUUCGAUUAUCACAUCAUUUGUACUUCUCGAACUAUCGAACAUUCUAUUUCUUAAAAACGAUGCUAAAGAAAGAAUCCUCAUUUGCAAAACAUCAGUUAUAGAAAUAGGUGUUUUAUUAUUUUCAUACGUCGAACUCAGUAUACACUACUUCAUUCGGCCAAAACUUCAACAUGUGACACCGUUUCUAAUUCUCAUCAACAUUCUCUCGCUAAUACCAAUCGCUUUCUUUCUCUUCAUUUGGUCUGUUCCACCUAUGUGGUUAUACAUUCUAUUGGUGAUACAAUGUACCACUCGUAUAUUUCGAAGUGUUCGAAUAUCUGCUCGUGCUUAUCAGAUUAUGAAUGUCUUAACAAGUCGAUUAUCAAUAUAUUAUGAGUCAUUUCAAUCCAUCGGCUUAAUCGUUCUUUUCUGGGCAUUAUUUCUGCUUGCUUUUGAACAACUAUCAUCGCCUGUCGAAUUUUUAACAAAUCCUGCUCUGAAUAAUACGAAUCAUACCCAACCGUUGAGUGAAAUCAUUUGGAUAUCGGCGAAUGCGUUUACAUCGUUAGGAGAAGGAACGAGUCGACCAGCCACGUUGGCAGGUUUAAUUAUUGAAUUUCUGACGUGUGUUAUCGGUGUUUUAACAAUUCCACAGUUGGCACAGAUUAUUUAUACUCUGGUAUCAGAUACAAUUGACAAGCAGAAAAUCAACGAAGAAAUAUGUUGUAUGACCCACCUUGUCAUGAUUGAAGAUGAAUAUGGAAGUAAAGCCGUUGGUCUGGUUAAUGUGGAUGAAACGAGGAAUGCCAGUUUACCAGAAAUUCUUAUAGAACAAGGUGAAUUCUGA